Molecule: messenger RNA, 1902 nt
Organism: Cladocopium goreaui
Lineage: Eukaryota; Dinophyceae; Suessiales; Symbiodiniaceae
Source: the annotation of a GenBank genome assembly
UUGGCGGCCCUCUAUGGCGGCAUGGGAGACUUUGCUGCUUGAUGCCCUGGAUGGCUUCACCGACAUAAUUCGUUGCAAUAAGGGCAUCAGUGCAUGUGGCAAGAGUAAGGAAUGGCCGGUAGCACUGCUCCUGCUGAAGGUCAUGGGAGAGAUUCAGCUUCCGGCAGACAAUUUCAGCUACAACGCCGCCACCAGCGCGUGUGGCAAAGGGAGCGCUUGGGAGAAAGCACUGGAGCUAUUUCGGGAGAUGCCAGAGCGGGAUGUGAUCAGCUUCAACUCGGCAAUCGACGCCUGCAAGCGAGGUGGCAAUUGGCAAAUGGCCUUGAGUCUGUUGGAGCAGAUGUCAGUCGAGCUGGGGGUUCGCAGCCUCAAUGGCCAGAAUGCGUGCAUUGGAGCUUGCCAUGUGGGAAACCAAUGGCAGCUGGCCUUGCUACUUUUCAAUGACCUUAGGGAGGACAAGCAGCAGCAGCCCAAUACAGUGAGCCAUAGCUGCGCAAUGAGUGUAUGUGAGAGUCAAGGUCAAUGGCAGCUGGCGCUCUCAAUCUUCAACCUAAUGUCAGAGACGCAGGCGAAACGCGACGCCCUGAUCUUCAACGUGGCCAUGUAUGCUUGCAGGCACGCGGGCCAGUGGCAAACUGCGCUGAGUCUCCUGCUCAUGAUGCGCCCUUCCAAGCUGCGUCCCAACGUGGUGAGCUUCUCCAGCCUUCUCGCCAGCUCAGAGCUGCCGGGACGUUGGGAGCUAGCGCUGGGGGUCAUCGACGUCAUGCGAGGAGAAGGUGUAGACCCAAACGAGAUCAAUUGGGGCACGGCUCUGAAAGCAACCAAGAAGUCAGGAGCCUGGCAAGUGGCCGCCCAGUGCUUAAGACAGAUCCGUCACAGCUUGCUGCAGCUCCACAGCAUGUCCUUCACCACGAGUUUUGCAGCAGUGGCAGGCGCUGGUGCAGAUGCUUGGUAUCUGGCUGGAUGGCUCCUUGAGAAUUGCCGCGGCCGGCAGGUGGAGACGGAUGGUGUCACGAUGACAGCGGCCAUCAGUGCUGUAAGUGAUCAAUGGGUGCUGGGUCUUCGCUUGAUUUCAAGGCUCAUCAGCCCAAGCUUGCAGCCCAAUGCCGUGUCACUCAACGCAGCGCUGUCAGCCCUGGGGUCGCAGUGGCAGAAGGCGCUGCGACUCGGCGAAGCAGCCGAGUCUAGUCGCCUUGAUGUGGAUGCAGCUGGCUAUGAUACCCUCCUGGCAGUAUGCAACCAGUCGGGCAGCUGGAAGGAGGUUUUGGUGUUGGCUUCCAAGAUGACCCAAGCGGAUGUGCAGCCUGGACACCUCUCCUGUGAAGCUACGCUGAAGGCUUUCGCCCAUGCCGGACUGUGGCUGAAGGUGUUGGGCUUGUUGACAGAGAUGCCGCGGCUGGCCCUGCGUCCAUCAGCCGAUGCGAUGCAGGCCGGCUACGCUGCUGUCGCGCACGCUGCAGAUGGCGCAGAUUGCGCCGUCGCCAGCGGCACCGUACGACGGCUGCACUUUGGAGAGCUGCGCUUCACGCAAAGUAGCAUCAACUCGCGCUUUCAUAGUGGGGAGCUGUUGAGCGCCAAGAUCCAGCAGCUGGCCUCUGGGGCUGUAGAGGUGUCUGACGAAUGGUUUCAGCUGAGGGCUGUGAGGUAUGGUGAAUACCUCCUCUGCAUGAACAACCGACGACUGUACUGCUUCAAUCGUCUGCAGGAGCUACUUGGGGAAGCUUGGGAUGGUAUGCUGGAGGUGGAAGUCUUUGAAUGGCCUCAUUUUGAUACUGCAAGCAAGGCGAUUUUUGAAGAAUUCGCGCAGCAGCUGAACAAUGCAGUGGGAUACGGUUUUGGCGAAAUCACCUUGAGAGGGCUCUCUGCUGACACCCCUGAUGUGGGACUGUGACUAUGAUGGCG